Molecule: messenger RNA, 5988 nt
Organism: Macrosteles quadrilineatus (aster leafhopper)
Lineage: Eukaryota; Metazoa; Arthropoda; Insecta; Hemiptera; Cicadellidae
Product: protein angel homolog 2-like
Exons: 15
Coding region: 76-2961 (961 amino acids)
Molecular function (GO): 3'-5'-RNA exonuclease activity
Source: RefSeq, a predicted model, not a curated record
UUCUGUAAUGUUGAUGUGUUCCGUGUUCCGUUUCGGGUUUUGAGUUCGGAAUUUUAUUCUAUUGAGAAUAAUGCCAUGUUCAUUGUUCAACUGGUUAAUAUUGUAAUGAUAAUAUACUACAAAUAUUUUAGGAUUUUUUCACUUGGAAAUAUUCUACUGCAUCUUUGUGAAAGUGUGGAAAACAAUAUACCAACAUUACAGCACCAAGGUAUUGCGAGGAGAGGUUAUGAAUCAGUUGCUGCACUGUUAACAAACGAACAUGGACAUUCACUGUAUGAACUAAUAAUAUCAAGUAAAAUGCCAAAACGAGUUAGGUCAGGCUUAGGACAAAAGUCAAAAAGGCAAAGACAUUCAGCAAGUCAAUCUCCUGGCAAGAGAAAUCCAAUACCCAGGAGCUGCAAAAACACGUCAACAAGCAGAAAAGGUAUUGUAGACCCUUAUUUCUUUUUUUCCAACAAUGGAAACUUGAACAUGCCCUCCUACCAAAUGAAGCAAAACGAUAAGGCAAAUGAAAUGAAAGACGACACAAGCGGAGAAUCUAGUGCUAGCAAUGAUGAGCUAGAUGUGGUGUUUGAUGUGCAGGAAGAAAAGAAAAACAAAAUAUAUGAAGUGAUCACUGUAAUGAGUGAUGAUGAAACUCCUAAUCAAAUCAGUUACGAGAGAAUCUAUGCAGAAGAUCCUGCAAAAAGAACAGUUGAUGAAUCAGAAAUCAAAGAACUGUUAAGUAAAGCUCCGCCCCAGAAAAAAAAGAAUGUAAAAGAUGAUGAUUUAGUAGGGGACAUUGUCAAAGAAGCAAAUUCAAUAAAAGAAAAAGCAUCUCGUACAAUGAAAAAAGAAAAUGAAACAAGCAUUAUAAAAAUAGACGACAGUGUAGUGGCAAUAAAUACUGAUAAUAAAGAUGACAGUGAUAACGAAGUGAUUUGUGUUGCUGUUCUGGACCCCAAAACAAAAGCUGAACAAAAAAGAGCUUCUGUUGAAGAAAUAUGCCUGUCUAGCGAUUCCGAACCUGAGACCACACCCAAAAUAUCACCUAUUAGAUUAAAAUUACCUUACAAUAGCUAUCCAUAUAUCAGUAAAUAUCGUUAUAGACCCUCAAAUGAGGUUGAUUACGGCUCAAACUCUUUCAACUUUACGAAUAGUAAUUUUUCAUUCGGACAGAUAUUCAAUAGGCCAGCCCGGUUAUUUCCUUGUAAUUCGUUGAAAUUUAACGAUCCCCCUGAUUUAUGGGACUCAGACUCUUCAAGUUCCAAAGCCUCUUCUGUAGAACUCUCCCCGGCGUUAUCCGAUUCCCCCAAAGUUCUCACCAGUGAAGACAGUUCUUCCACAUCCAUGAGUGAUUCGAGUCAACACCAUCAGAAGUUGAACACAAGGAGUGAUGAGAGUGAUUUCAGUGACAAUGCGAAGUCACCAAAUCAUUCAUCAACCUCUGCAUCUAGUGGUGAUGAGGAGAAGGAUGUUUACUGGAAAGCUAACAGAGAAUCAAGAAGGAAAGAAGAGCUGAGAUAUGAAGAGUUUACUGAUUUUGGAAAGAAAAUUCAUGAAGGAGAAAUAAAUUUGGAUGUCAACACAUCUUUCACAUUCAAAGUGAUGAGCUAUAAUGUCCUGGCUCAGACAUUACUGGAAGGACACAUGUACCUGUAUAAGAACCACGACAGACGAGCGCUGGGAUGGGCUAGGAGAUGGGGCCUCAUCUACGAGGAAAUCAAGGAUGAAAACCCUGAGAUUCUUUGCCUGCAAGAGGUUGACACCGCACAUCUCGCCAGCCAUUAUGCUAAGCUUUUGGAUCUAGGCUACAGAUGGGUGUACAAGAAACGAACCGGCAGGAACCAGGACGGCGUGGCUGUGUUCUACAAGGCAGCUGUGUUUGACACUGAGACUCACUCACAGGUAGAGUUCUACCAACCAGGAGUCAGUGUGCUGGACAGAGACAAUGUGGGACUUGUGUUGCGACUCAGGCUGAAGGACUCCCCGAGCAAUGCUAUAGUGGUGGCCACAACACAUCUGCUGUACAACCCACGGCGGAGUGAUGUUAGGCUUGCUCAGAUGCAACUGUUGUUGGCUGAGAUAGACAGGCUAGCUUACAACAAAGACGCUCUUACCUACUACCCGGUCAUAUUAACGGGGGACUUUAACCUGAAACCUCGCAAUGGAGUGUAUCAGCUGUUGACAGAAGGGCAACUGCGUUACGAGGGAACGUCACGUCGCGACCUCAAGAUCAGUUCACCUGAUAACAACCGAUUGCCACGUACACUACUGCCCUGGCGUCUCGGCAUCACUGAUAGAUGCCAACAUGCAGAUGUGAUAGCAGCCAGAGUGGUUGGAGAAGACUCGUCCACUACGAGGCUCUACAACAGCGAGCAUAAUAGAAGCCCCCUCCGAGACAAUGAAGACUUAGAUGAUUCUUAUAAGGAUGACAGAUUCGAGUCGGGCACGCUGAAACAUGGGUUCAAUUUCCGCUCAGUCUACAAUCACAUUCUCCCGAAUGGUCAGUUGGAGGCAUCAACUCAUCAUGAAGACUGGGUCACUGUUGACUACAUAUUCUAUAGCUCUCCCAAGUCCCAUGAAGGUCGUCUACAGUUAAUAUCCAAGCUGAGGCUACCAACACAAGACGAGUGUGAGAGAUUCCUCAGACACCUUCCCAACUUUGCGUUUGGUUCCGACCACCUUCCUCUAGUCGCAAAGUUUUUCCUGAAACUACAGAAUGGAGGGCACAGACCAGAGACUCGCUCUGCCACUAAACUGUCGUCUGCUAUGUCAGCAUCUGAGGAUGAAGCUGCUCCUCAGUCCACACAGUCUCCACGACAGUACAACAGAGUUUUCCUAUUACAAUGUGCAGACAAACCUUACUGCAGACAAGCCCCUCUCAACUGGGAACAAAUCACCAAGGAAUGCCCAGCCAUUGCUCGAAGCAAGAAGUCAGACUCUCCUAAGGCUGAACGCAGCAGCAGUGAAGAACCUUAAGAACUCUUUAAAUAGAGAAUAAAAGUGAUUACAAUAUUUAUACUGUUGAUACUCUGUUGUUUUCAAAUUCAGAUGUGUAUAUUAUUUUAUAAUUUGUAGUUAUUAAUUUUUUAAAGUUUAUAAUUACCAAAAAUUUUAGCAGUGUUUAACAUUUGGUAACAUUUUGUUGUGCAGAUUAGUUCAACAUUAAAAUAAGGAUUGACAAGUCACCAAAGGCCUAACGGAAAUGAUUAAUUAUUGUGUUAAUGAUUGAUGGCAUAGGAUUGGACACAAAUUUAUGAGUAUGAAUAACACAUGUUGUCACAUGAGCAUGUGUUGUGUUAGUCAAAAUUACAAACGAACUUACAAAUGGGUAACAACGUUAUUAAGGAAAUCAGAGAGGUUAGUAAUUAUCUAAAGGAAUUUGAAGAGGAAAGAGUUUGUUAAACUUUUUUUACAUAAUAAAUAAUCGAUAGAUCGACGCUUGGGUGUGUUUGGUGAGUCGGUAGCACCAUGGACUUUGGGCCCAAGGCAGCAAUGUGGGGGGUUUGAAUCCUGGUACCUGUCACUACUUUUUAUCAGUAGGCUUACUGUACACUGUACAGGUCCUGUACUGCCCCCCCCCCCUGCUUUGCUGGAUAUGUUUCAAGUACAGGUCCUCUGUGGACGGGCAAAUGCAAUGUUGAAAGAGGACGCCAACCUCUUAAAAAAAUAAAGAGAAAACAGAAGGGGUAUGGGGGAAACUUUGUCUGCUGUGCUGCAAAGAUUUUGAACAAUUUUGAAAAUGUGAUUAGAGAGUUGUGUUUAGAUCUACUAUUGUGUUGUUUGCUUGAAGUUCACUUUUCUUAAGAGUUGCAUCAUAUUUUUUUAACUGUUAAGUUACAACUUCAUCGUCAUAUAUACCAAGUUUUAUUUUUUAAGAUAUUGCAAAAGUAAUGCCUCAAUCCAGUUUAGUAAUAAUAAUAAUAUAUAAAUUACUUCCUCAACUGUUUUAUUAUUUUAACUUUAUUCUGUGUAAUAUUGAAUGAUUAUGCACUGCAGUGGCUAAUUUUACCAACUAAUUGUUAUAGCUUCUUUUCAGUAUGUUAAUUACUCUUGUAAAAAUCACAGUAAUUAACAAAAAAUGUAUUUCAUAUUUUAUAAAAGCGUUUUAUGUAAUGAAUUGAGAUGCCUAAAUUCAUACUACUGUAAUAUGAAGAAAUUGUAUCAAAAUAAAUUAUAUGUAUUUGUAAAAGUAAACCCCCUAUGUAUUUUUAUAGUACUUAUGAUUUUACAAUUUUAAACCUUCUGCACUGUGGAACCAUACACAGUUUUAUUAGUUUGCUGGUUAUAAUAUAAAUAAUGUUUUACUCAAAACUUAAGUAAAAAUGUCAAGUUAAAGUUCAUAUUAUUUACCCAUCCGUUAAUAAAAUGUCUAAGUUCUUGUACCCUUUUCUAAUUUGCUUAUUGAAUACAACUUUUCAUCAUACUGUCCGGAAAGCAGCUGUUUUAGCUCUCUAAUCGUCAGCAAAAUUAUUGUUUUCAGGUAACUUAAAUAGGGAACAGAAAAAACAUAUGGUAAAUUUUUCGGUUUGCUAACCUCAAAAUUUUAUCAGUGCAUUAUGAAAACGCUACUUACUACACAAUAUUUAAAGUCAUGUUUGUAAACAACAGUAAUAUGUAAACACUAAACAUUAAUAACAACUUUUUAUAACCUCAAAUUAUGUGGUCUAAUUUUAGCGAAUUUCCCAUAUAGGGAAUAAGCUAUUACCGUUUCACCCAUGGUACGACCUGGACUUGGGACCGAUUUACUUUUUUGUUUUGAGGUCCCUAUGAGGCCAAAAACCCCAUCCGUUCAAAUUCAUAUAUAUAUAUAUGUGUGUGUCCGUCCGUUAGCAUAAUAACUCGAGCAAAAAUUAUCUGAUUUUUAUGAAAUGUUGUAGGCCUAUAAACCUAAAUUCAUUUGAACCAGCAUGAUCGGACAAUGGUUUUAUAAAUGAGAGGCGUAAAACUUUGAUCCUAAAUCUCAACCUGGCACACUUCAAGAUACAAAAAAGCUAUAAACAAAAACAAGUUAUAAUAAAACUUUAUGAUCCCCCCCGUUUAUGGGGUAAAAAUUUGUUUUCCCAUUUUUGACCCAAAAAACAUAAAAUUUAGCAAUUUUGAUCAACACCAUUUUGUAGAGCUUAAAAUAACAAAUAAUUUAGUAUAUUGAACGUUAACAUGCGCCGAAUGAUUACGGAGAAAAUUCCAAAAUAUUUUAAAUUAAAAAUUCCCAUGUUAUUCUUAUGGUGGAGAAUUAGUUAACUGUUGAUUUGGAAAAUGGAUUCAUAUCUUACUAAACUAUAAAUAUUUGACAAAAAACUUUUUUACCCUCCCUUUUGCAGCAAACCCAAAGUACUUGUUAAACUAAUUAUAUUAAAAUAGGGAGUAAAGUGAUAUUUUUAAGGAGACAUUUUAGUGUAAAUCCAAUCAGGCAAAUGGAAAUUCACUUAGUCUGCUGGUUUGUUGUGGCGGGGAUAUUAUUAGAAGCUUAUUUCUACAGUAUGAUGAAAAUAGUUGUUCAUCACAUGGAGCAAAAGUGUCUUUUUGGUACUUAAUCUUAUUUCGAAGCUCGGCUGCGCCUCGCUUUUAAACACCUUGCGUACCAAUAAGAGCCACUUUCGCUCUUAGUGAAGAAAACUACUAUUUCUUGUUCCUUAUUACACUAUAUCAAUUGUAUAUAAAUAUAUAAGACUGUAAAUACCUACCCUAAUUGAAAAGUCAUUGCAUGAAUUGGAUUUUAUUUUAAAUUUUGGAUCUUGUUUGUUGAAAAAGUGUAUACUGUAUUUAUUAAAACUUUAACAUUAAGUAGAAAUUAUAAUUUUAAUAAACACUUGUAGGUUUUUUUUUACAUGAAAAAAAUAAUACUGUUAAUUUAAUAUUUACACUUUUUAUAUUGUGAUAUAGUUUUACAUUUUAGUAUCAUUUGAAGGAGCUAAUUACAAUUUUAUCCUGCAUUUUACUGAUAAUGAUUGAAUGGUAGUGAUAGUUAAUGUAUAUUUGUCUGAUGUGCAUAAAGUUGUAUGA